Messenger RNA from Colletotrichum chrysophilum, 1590 nucleotides. RefSeq lists its product as uncharacterized. Gene Ontology annotation, molecular function: transmembrane transporter activity. Gene Ontology annotation, biological process: transmembrane transport. The transcript is spliced from 4 exons. NCBI's taxonomy places the organism in Eukaryota, Fungi, Ascomycota, Sordariomycetes, Glomerellales, Glomerellaceae. The coding region runs from base 1 to 1590 and encodes 529 amino acids. The record is from RefSeq and is a predicted model, not a curated record.
AUGUUGGAGAAGCGAAACUCUGCUGAUGGCGGAGGUGGUGACACGGACAGGGACAUGGUUGUGGCGUCCGCCACUGCGGCAGCACCCGCCAAGGAAGCUUUCAGCCCGCAGGAUUCAGCCCUGAACUCUCCCCGGGAUGGCUUCGCAGACGAGAAGACGGAGAGGAUACCGGACGGCGACAUUGGGACGACGUCGCCGUCGUCGAGUUCGGACUAUGGUUCCCACAGGGUUGGAGAUGAGAAGGGACGGGACGGGGUCUGGGACCUCGCGGUGAACGUGUUGACUUGGACACCGAAGAAGCUUCGAUACGACCCGAACAACCCUCCGCAAUUUUCGCUGGCGCAUAACUUCUUGUACGCUGUGGCGGCGACCUUUACCGUUGCGGUUCUGUAUUACAACCAACCCGUAUUGAACAAGAUUGCCGAAACAUUCGACAUCAGCUUUGAAAGGGCGUCGUCAGUUGCGACGCUGAUGCAGGCUGGGUAUGCCGCGGGCUUGCUCUUUAUCUGCCCGCUGGGCGACAUGGUACGGCGACGGCCGUUCAUCUUGAUUCUUAUCUGGGUCACGGCGAUGCUGUGGCUCGGCCUCUGCGUGACCAACUCCUUCGCCGUCUUCUCUGCCUUGUCGUUCCUUGUGGGAGUCACUACAGUCACGCCGCAGCUCAUGCUCCCUCUUGUCGCCGACAUGGCCCCGGCGAACCGCAAAGCGAGCUCUCUCUCCAUCGUCACGUCGGGUCUGAUGCUCGGCAUGCUGAUCGCGCGUCUGCUCUCGGGAAUCGUGGCCAACUUCACCUCGUGGCGCAACAUCUACUGGUUCGCCUUCGGAACGCAGUACCUCCUCCUGAUCCUGCUCUUCUUCUUCAUGCCGGACUAUCCGUCGACGAACCCGGACGGGCUAAACUACUUCAAGGCGCUGUGGACAAUUGUGACCAUGUUUUUCAGCUCGCCGAUCCUGGUGCACGCCUGUCUGAUCGGAUUCUGCAUCAGCUCCAUCUUCACGUCCUUCUGGACAACGCUGACAUUCCUGCUGGCCUCGCCGCCGUACGAGUAUCCAUCGUUGACGAUCGGCUUGUUCUCACUCAUUGGUAUUGCGGCGAUCUGUGGCGGGCCGGUAUACGGACGGCUCAUCAUGGACCGUUACGUGCCAUUCAUGUCUUCGGUGCUGGGACAAACGGUCAUCCUGAUCGGGUGUCUCGUUGGCGCCUUCACAAGCACAAUCACCGUGGCGGGGCCAGUGAUCCAGGCGAUCUGUAUCGAUAUCGGCAUCCAGACGGCGCAGACGGCGAACAGGACGGCCAUCUACACCAUCAACCCCAAGGCGAGGAACAGGGUCAACACAGCGUACAUGGUGUCGGUUUUCUGCGGACAGUUGACAGUUGGGUUCAUCGGGUUGUCUCUGCUCGUGACCCUAUCGAAGGGGCCCCGGGAAAAGGGCUGGAUCGGAUGGAGCGGCGGGUUGAAGCUGCGCAAAGACGAGGCCCCGGCACCGAAGCCGGUCUCGCCCGAGGACGGACAAGGGGCGGAGAAAGUUGUUGGGGAGGAGAAGGGAGCGGCGGUGACCGGGGCGGGCGGGGAGGAAAGCCGGCGAUGA